CUGUUCUAGACAUCAUCAGACAUCAUUUUCCGCGUCUGCACCAUCAACCCCUUACGAUUCUUCUCUCAUUUUCGUAUGCUCUUCCUCCCACUGAUUCUGGACCCUUUACCUGAAGUUGUUUGUCACUGACCGUCGAGAAAGGCUCGCAAUUGAAACGCCAGCCUGUUGCGGCCAACCAGCAACUUCUUUCACAACUCUAUUGCGAGUCUAUUGACGAUCUCGAAGACUCUCCCACGGAGUCGAGGACGUAGCCCGUCACCCCCGUUCGCAAACUCCGGCAAUCCUUCGAAACGAGACCUGCGAGAUGGCCGGUCUACGUCGCACGCAUGCCCUAGGUCUGGCGAUGGCCAUCGUGCUCAUCUACCUGCUUUUCUUCUCUGGUUCCGAGAGCACCGACUUUCGCAAAGUCACCGAAGCAUCCUUAUCCCGUCGCCGCGGCGUACUGAGAGGUUCUCUGUCAGACGCAGAUCUGACUUUCGCGACGAAUCAACAACUACAAAUGAUUCUGGACAAGCAGAAGGACGCGACAAUCGCGAGUUCCGGGAGCGAAGCAGAUGUUAUUGGGAGUAUACCAUCACCUAAGGACAAAGAGAAGCCCAAGUACCCCCUCGAGAGCAGUGCGGCCGGUUCAAGCGCAAAGGUAGAGAAUCCCGACUUGAAGGGAGGCAAGGAAGACAAGGUCGUGGAUGAUGGUGAAGAGAUGGCAAGGGAAGAGUUUCACAGUAUCCUGAAGAAAAGUCCUAUCAUCAUAUUUUCCAAAUCCUACUGUCCCUACUCGAGACGCGCCAAAGCACUUCUCCUUGAGACCUACACCAUCUCGCCCGCGCCGUACGUGGUCGAGCUUGACCUGAUGACGAAGCCUGUUCCAAAACCACACGUUGGCGAUGAAGACGAGGAUAUACCGGCACCUACGCUUGGUCGAAAAUUGCAAGACCUCCUUGCGUCCUUGACCGGCCGUAGGACGGUUCCAAACAUCAUGAUCAAUGCGCACAGCUUAGGUGGCGGUGAUGAUAUUGCGAGUAUGGAUGCCCAAGGCACACUAAUAGACGAGAUCAAAAAGAUGGGUGGGAAGAGGAUUGUCAGCGUGGAAAGAAACCAUAAGGGCGAGAGUUAGGCUCUACUACCAGAGAAGGUACAACACAUUUCUGCUGAGAAUCGACGAGGACUCAAUAUGCAUUCGCAAAUGACCGAAGAAACCAAUCAGCAACCUAGACAAGAGCUACCGGCACAAGGAAGUGCAGAACCACCGAAUGGCGCUCUUCGGAUGAAUCACUCUCUGCUGGCUUUGGCUUUGGUAUGGCUCGAUGGACCUCAUGAAAGUUUCCGAGGUUGCCACAUGGCAGCCCAUUGCACCGGGUAUUUGCUGCAACACUUGCUCCAUGUGGGCACAUUGGUCGCUGCUUGAGAAGAGGAAAAGGCCUUGAGAUGGGUUUCAGCUUUGCAAGUGCGAGAAGAUCUUCGGACCAACUGAGCCGAGGAGUGGUUUGACCGAGCGCACGAAUAAUGUUGGAUCUGAUUGUUGGUAUAAAAUCCGGCCUGGGAUCGGAUGCAAUCGAGCAUUUCUCAACCAUCAGAGAUUUCUGGCAAUCAUGACUCAACCAAUAGCUCUGCCUCUUCAAACCCAGUAAGGGGUAAUUCAGCCAAACCUGUUGCGCGGCUGGAGGAACGAGAUCGGAUAGAGCAGGGACUGGGCCAUGGAUGGAUACGAAAGCGUUGUCGCUUCGAGUGUAUACAUAAAGUCUGGCUUGUGGCUGCGAAUUCACCUUGUCAAUGACAUAUACCAACCCCCUUUGGCACCCUGCUUAGCCAGGGACAUAAUUGUA
Messenger RNA from Exophiala xenobiotica, 1823 nucleotides. RefSeq lists its product as uncharacterized. Gene Ontology annotation, biological process: cellular response to oxidative stress. Gene Ontology annotation, cellular component: cytoplasm; cis-Golgi network; fungal-type vacuole. The transcript has 2 exons. Gene Ontology annotation, molecular function: glutathione disulfide oxidoreductase activity. The coding region runs from base 305 to 1114 and encodes 269 amino acids. The record is from RefSeq and is a predicted model, not a curated record. Lineage: Eukaryota; Fungi; Ascomycota; Eurotiomycetes; Chaetothyriales; Herpotrichiellaceae.